CAGAAAAGUAGAAUUCGAAAUAGAGUGAUAUCGAGAUAUCAACAAUGGUGAACUCCAAGAAGCUGAUUGAGAUGGCAAAGAAGUGGCGAAAUGUGGCUGCGUUGGCCAAAAGGAUUGGGGCACAGACUGACGCUGAACUAGAUUCAAACGUGUGCAGCACAUCUUUGGCAGAAAAAGGCCACUUUAUUGUAUAUACCUCAGAUGCGAAGAGGUUCAUGGUUCCUUUGAGAUAUUUGAAGAGCAUUAUUUUUGUAGAACUCUUAAAGAUAUCUGAAGAUGAGCAUGGGCUACCACGUGACGGUCCGAUCAUAGUGCCUUGUGAUGUAGUGUUCAUGGAGUAUAGUCUAUCUUUACUCGGAAGACGAGGGUCUAAAGCUAUGGACAGGGUGUUGUUAAAUACUGUAUUCAAGCACCGUCAUUCUCCUUGCUCUUCGCAGACUGUAGGGUUGAAUCAACAAGUUGUAUGUAGCUUCUGA
Molecule: messenger RNA, 476 nt
Organism: Asparagus officinalis (garden asparagus)
Lineage: Eukaryota; Viridiplantae; Streptophyta; Magnoliopsida; Asparagales; Asparagaceae
Product: auxin-responsive protein SAUR68-like
Exons: 1
Coding region: 45-476 (143 amino acids)
Biological process (GO): response to auxin
Source: RefSeq, a predicted model, not a curated record